AUGUAUGAUAUUGAUUUUUCCAUUCCAUACUGGCUUAUCACUUAUUACCAUAUUAUCGGUGCAACUUCAUUGAUUUUCGAUAUUUUCUCGAUUUAUUUGAUACUUUUUAAAAGUAGUCAAAUUGAUAAUUUCCGGUAUUUUUUGUUGAAUUUUCAGAUCGCUUGUUGUCUAACCGAUAUCCAUCUUACUUUCCUUAUGCAACCAGUUCCUCUUUAUCCAAUUUUUUCUGGAUACAUUUUAGGAUUCAGCUUAUAUUUUGGAGCGAAUCUUCAUCAUUCUAUGUGCAUCAUAAUUUUUCUGCUCAUCUAUCAAAUUGGUUCUAUGAUCACUUGUUUUGUUAAAAAGCAUCAGGCAAUUGCGGGAACUCUGAAAAAAUAUCAAAUGCCAAAUUAUCUGGCCUUCCUGAUGAUUUCUUAUGUUUUGAUCUACACUUUUAGUGUCACUGGCAUUUUUGCUACUUGUAAUGUUCCAGAAGACAAACAGUUGGAUUAUGUGAAAACGAACUAUCCAGAAUAUGUCUCUGGAUUUCUAUCCCUUCCAAACUUCUCCAUUUAUGACCCAUCUGAUUAUUUCGCAAAUUUUGUGAUCUACUCGCUGGUUGGAGGCAUUAUAGCGUUUUUAACGCUGGUUGCAGUGAUUCUAAAUAUUUUUAGAAUGUUGGCGCUUCUGAAAUCAAAAGUCUCGAGAUCCAAUUAUAGAAAACAUCGUGCCGCCAUCUGGAGUUUAUUGGCUCAAUUCGCCACGUCAUCUGUCAUUUUUGUACCGCCCAUAUUUUUUGUAUUUAUCGUGUUGAUGGGUGUGGAUGGGGCGCAAUUAAUCGUGAAAUAUCUUGUCAUCAUUGCCUCAUUCCAUUCCUCACUUAACACAAUUGUUCUGAUUUUAACAUUCCCGCCGUAUCGAAAAUUCGUGAUUAAUUUGAUUUUGAGAAGAGAAGAUGCCAAACUAUUCGGAAUGUCUACAGUAACCCAACGACCGUCGGCGGUGAUUUCGCACUUGGGGAGAUAA
Messenger RNA from Caenorhabditis briggsae, 1005 nucleotides. The transcript has 6 exons. The record is from RefSeq and is a predicted model, not a curated record. The coding region runs from base 1 to 1005 and encodes 334 amino acids. NCBI's taxonomy places the organism in Eukaryota, Metazoa, Nematoda, Chromadorea, Rhabditida, Rhabditidae.